AUGGAACAUCUUCGUAUCCCGCUACUCUCUCUGUUUGUUUUUCUCCUCAACCUCUCACCCCUUCACUUUCUCUCUUUAGCUGAUGAUUAUUUCAUCAACUGUGGUUCACAUGAUGAUGUGAGCCUCACUCCUGGCCAGAAUUUCUCUGGGGAAUCGAAGCCUGUAGGUUACUCUUUCUCCAAAAGCAAGGCUGUCAAAGACAUCAACCAGUUGCCAGAUAUAUCAUCUCUAUAUAAGACAGCAAGAAGUUUCAAUAAACCAUUCUACUACCAGUUCAGCAUCACUGAAGAUGGUAAUUAUCUGGUACGCUUACAUUUCUCAGCUUUCUCCUCCUCCUCCUCAAAUAAUCUCUCCACGGCUGUUUUUGGUGUUUUGGAUUCUAAGAAUUUCACACUGUUGAACAAUUUCACCACCAAGAACACUACCUACUCCCCUGUGAUAAAGGAAUUCUUUCUCCGAAUUGAUAUUACUGACUCAUUUAGACUAUAUUUUACUCCUCAACCAUCAUCUUUUGCAUUUGUAAAUGCCAUAGAAUUAUUCCCUGCCCCUGCAGAUUUCAUCGCUGAGAACUAUACUAGUAAUCUCCCUUUACACACAGUUUACAGACUCACCAUUGGAGGUUCACCAGUAAAUGACACAAUAUGGAGAAAGUGGGAAACAGAUGAUAGUCAUAUCUCUGAUCAAAACUCUGCAAAGAAAGCCCCUCCUGAAAAUGCACUCAAUUUAAAUUACCGCGGAGGAAUUGAGGGUUUGCUUGCAUCUAAUGAGUCUGUAGCCCCACUUUCGGUUUACCAGACUGCUAGAGAGAUGAUGAAUGGCAGUAGUAAUAUAACAUGGUUUUUUAGUGUGAGUAGUAAAGCUAGACACAUUGUUCGGGCUCACUUCUGUGACAUUGUUGGUCAGCCUGGUAACAGUAUAUUUAACUUGUAUGCAAAUGCCAACUUCCGCAAGGAGGUCGGCAACAUUUCUCAAUCUUCAAUUUUUCAAUAUUCGGCUGUUCCCUUCUACUAUUCGGCUGUUCCCAAAACUAACUUCCUAAAAACUGACUCCACAUAA
Messenger RNA from Rosa chinensis, 1056 nucleotides. Its product is annotated as probable receptor-like protein kinase At5g24010. Lineage: Eukaryota; Viridiplantae; Streptophyta; Magnoliopsida; Rosales; Rosaceae. Gene Ontology annotation, molecular function: protein kinase activity. The transcript has a single exon. The record is from RefSeq and is a predicted model, not a curated record. Bases 1 to 1056 code for a protein of 351 amino acids.